UUGGUUCCGACACGGGUGGAUCAGUCUCAGUCGUUAUAUGGUUGUGAAUGACCUGCGCCUCGACAACGACAAGGAGAGGUGAGGUAGGCUCUCAAGCGGAGAGGCAGCUGCAAAUGGGCAGUCUGGAAACCGAACAGAUAUGUGGCACAAAUCAACUACCACCUGGGUCCGUGUUCAAGGCCAAAGCAAGCGGACGAGUGUCGCUGAUACCCAGCUCAACAGAGACGCACAGAAAUCCGCGCCAAGAUCUCGAGAUGCAGCGGCUACCUUCGGGGGUCGCCGACUUGCAGGCAAGGAGGGACCCAAAAAAAAAAGUUUUCUCUUUUACAACUCUCGAGAACUCAUGCAAACGACGUUUCAUUUGAGAAGCGGUGCGCACGGGCAUGAGGGGCGGCAAUGGCGUUUGCUGGCUGGCUGGUCAAGGCGUGAGUCCUGUCGACCGCUUUUGGGUAUCAAUAAAGCCGGCGUCCCUGACAAACGACAGCUCGUCCCGCCAUCCUCCACACUGAUUGUCUUUGACUUGAAUUUUCCCCUUCAACAGAGUCUCUUGAGAUUCUUGUCUGACUCUCUUGCGCUGACAAUGUUUGCUGGUGAAAUUACCUUCAUCAGGCCUCGCGCCGUCAAGAGCAAAAAGCUCCGAAGCACCACCGCCAUAGAGCUUCAGCCCUGGCGUGAAAUCGAGCGGACAUCACAAGACAAGGCUUUACCAAAAGGCGACCGGUUUCAUUCUGGUGCGAAGGGGGAUGAAGUGUCAGUGUCGAGCACGCAGCUGCAAUAGCCAUGGCUUCCUUGGACAAUUAUGAUCGGCCAGAGGCAUCAGGGGCUCCAGUCUUCUCUCCCCUGAGCUUCAUCCGACUUGGACACACUCCAUCUGAUACCUGAAAGAACGAUGGAGACCACGUCUCCAAUCUCUUGGCCCCGGGGAGGUUGAACACAGAGCAGGAGCCUCCCGCUCAAGGUUCAACCUUCCUGAAGACAAUAUCUCUGCCUGUUCU
Molecule: messenger RNA, 995 nt
Organism: Emericellopsis atlantica
Lineage: Eukaryota; Fungi; Ascomycota; Sordariomycetes; Hypocreales; Bionectriaceae
Exons: 1
Coding region: 140-778 (212 amino acids)
Source: RefSeq, a predicted model, not a curated record